AUGUCUGUCGGAUUCGGCGAGGCACUCGAGGCCAUCAAGCUAGGCAUCGAGCUAUACCAGAAGGUAAAAGCGAGUCGAGAAGAGGUCAGCAAUAUGGGAAAUCGACUCCGAGAAGUCAAGAUCCAGGUCGAGCUAGCCCAAGAGCUUCUCCCGCGCCAGGACAGAGAAAACGUGCUCCGGACAACGAGCCCCAAGCUCUUCGAUACCAUUCACGACACGGUUCAGGAAAUCAAGAAGAACGCGAAUGUUGCCCAUACCAUUCUCAAGGACUGGAACAAAAUCGGAAGCCGCCUGAAGGGCGCGGUUUGGAUCAAUCCGACCAUGGCAGACUUCUGGUCCGGUGUGCUCAAAGGCAAAGCCGGUGACCUUCGCGACCUCAACGACAAGCUAGUCGCAAAUCAGACGACACUCGAUAGCUGGUUCAUCAAGGUGGCCGCCCUGGGAUUCCUCCAACCGCAGCAGCAGCAGCCACAACCCAACCUAGCCCCGUCCCCAAAACCACGCAGACCCUCUCGGAGCCCUUCACCAGGUCCACGUCCACCCUCGAGCGUCAUCUUCAUCGACUCCUUCAACUCCGGCCGCUCCGUCAUCGGCCAAUCCUACCUCUUCCUCCUCCACCAAUGGACCACCCUCACCAAAAAUCCCUUCAUCCUCACCAAAUGGGACUCGGCCGGCCUCCGCGUCCGCUCCGGCUCCGCCUACAUUAAAGAACUCAGCAACCUCACACCCCCCAUCACGAACCUCACCCCCGGCGAAAGCAAACCCUUCAGCCUCGCCCUCUCCGCCCUCUUCGACAACAAAAUGUUCAACUACCCCUACAAAGCGCCCAUCCGCCAGAACGCCAGCAAUCGCCGCGCCCGCGGCCUUCCCGCGGACCUCUUCUCGGGCUACGACUUCAUCCUCGUCUUCACGCGCGACGAGCGCGACAUUCUCGAGAAGCUGCGCGACUCGGUGGGCGGAGCCUCCAUGGUGACGCGCAAGGCGAAUUCGCGCGCCCGCAUCGUGUUGCUGGGCGAGUAUGGCCACCACGCCAACACGGAGAUCCCGCCGCCCGCCAAGAGCGAUGAUGAGGCCGAGUCGAGAGAAAGUUGGCAGAGGAUCGCGAGAAAGAUCAAGACGUGUAUCAAGGCGUUCUUGACCAAGGAGACUGGGUGGGCGGCGCCGCGGAAAGAGGAUGGGCAUUUGCAGGGGCAGCCGGUGCAAACGUAG
Molecule: messenger RNA, 1209 nt
Organism: Cyphellophora europaea CBS 101466
Lineage: Eukaryota; Fungi; Ascomycota; Eurotiomycetes; Chaetothyriales; Cyphellophoraceae
Exons: 1
Coding region: 1-1209 (402 amino acids)
Source: RefSeq, a predicted model, not a curated record